Acaulospora morrowiae is the source of this 540-nucleotide messenger RNA. NCBI's taxonomy places the organism in Eukaryota, Fungi, Glomeromycota, Glomeromycetes, Diversisporales, Acaulosporaceae. The record is from the annotation of a GenBank genome assembly.
AUGACUAAAGAAAAUCGCGAAAGGCAAAAGGUAACGGUUGCCUGUCAAAAUUGCAGGAAGCGGAAAGCAAAAUGUUCUGGUAAACCAAAAUGCACCAGGUGUCAAAUUAACCAUCUCAACUGCGAGUUUACCAAACCCGAAAAAAAACGUGGUCCACCGAAAACUGUGAGGAAUCAGGACAUAACGCCCUUCCUAGCAUAUCCCACAGGUUCGGGAUAUUUCGGUAUUCCUGUGACACCAUCCGUUUCUUAUGAAUUCCUGCCUCUUUUUUCCACACCAGAAAGCUCUGAAAUGAAAAAUUGGGAUUUUGCCUACUAUCCACCGUAUAAUUACGACUAUUAUAUGGAGCCAGGCAUUCAAGUUUACCAAGAAUUCACCUCUCCACCAACUUACGAAAUCCUCAUGUCCCCCAAAGACCUUAACACUUAUGAAACUCUUAAUAUGUAUCCUGUUACAAAUGUCAUCAAUUCUUAUAAUACCUUUCCACCGGAGACCGAUGCGAAAUUCAAUCAAUUUGAUGCUUCUAUUUCAAACUUAUAA